Indicator indicator is the source of this 4635-nucleotide messenger RNA. RefSeq names its product DLEC1 cilia and flagella associated protein (gene DLEC1). Gene Ontology annotation, biological process: negative regulation of cell population proliferation. The coding region runs from base 1 to 4635 and encodes 1544 amino acids. The transcript has 36 exons. The record is from RefSeq and is a predicted model, not a curated record. Lineage: Eukaryota; Metazoa; Chordata; Aves; Piciformes; Indicatoridae.
AUGCUGAAGGCAGAUGUGGAGAAAGACUUUCACAAAAUAGGAUUGCCACCAGUGGCAUCCUAUUUUAGGUGGAUUGUGGAUAAUGAACUCCUUAGAAAAAAUCAUUUAAUUUGCCCUGAUGAUUACAUCACUGAUAAAAAACCUAUUACUAGAGCACCAAAAGGAAAAUCAGAACCUGGCUAUGUCAGAGAGACAUUUAAUAUUAGGCAGCAGGUUUCUUCAGUCUCACAGGACCAGAUGCCUGCAUACCUGCAGAAAAAAACUGAUGGACUGCCAAAUGUGCCUUUGAGAACAUUCACUCUGCCUUCAACCACAUAUUCUAGCCACUACACUAAAAAGAUAACAAAGAAACCAAGUACCUGGGGGAAGCUAGCCUGGAAAGACAGAAAGUGCAAAGCAGAGGAAGAAAGUGAGCGUGCUUACAUUGCCAACCUUGACAGAAGGCAGAAUUACUUGAAGAACCCUCGCUUCUUCCCUCCAAAUGCUCCUCAGGGAGGCAAAUCUCUUGUCAUUUCUCAAGAAAAGGUGGAACAAGCCGUAGCCAGAGGAAAAUCAGAAGAUAAUGGAGGUGAUCCCUCCUUUGUUCCUGUGUUUCUUGCCACCCCACCUACUGUUUUGUUUUCUGAUUAUGAAGUUGGCCAAGCUUAUGAGAUGACUAUAGAGCUGCUGAACAUCACUUCAACAUGUCAGCAUGUAAGACUCAUCCCUCCCUCUACUUCAGUAUUCGCCAUUGGGCCAGGAAAAUUUCCAGGAAAGGGAGGAAUGAUUGCUCCUGGGAUGACAUGCCAGUAUACAGUCCAAUUUCUUCCUGAAAAUGUGGGAAAUUAUGAAGAUUGUAUAAUAGUGGAGACUCCAGCAUCAAAACCUCUUCUGAUCCCUCUCCAAGCUAGAAGACCACCUCCAGUGUUAACAUUGCCUGACAUUAUAGACUGUGGUUCCUGCCUUGUUGGAGGAAUAAAAUCAACGAAGCUUUUGUGCAGAAAUGAAGGAACAAACACUGGGAUGUUCUGUAUAAUGCCAAAGACUGCCUGGCCACCUCCUAAUUUCAGGGCUGCUGCCACUGUUGAUUUUGUGAUACAAGAUCCUUUUGGGAUCCAUCCUGGUGCUUUCGAGCUCACUCCAGGGCAGAGUACAACAGUAGAGGUAGUGUUUUUCCCUUCUUUUCCAGAAGUCUCACAGCAAAGAUACACCCUUCUUUGUGACAGUUGCCAAGUCAAUGAUGUUACAGUCACAGGGGUUGGAGAACUGAUAGCUCUGGAGCUUUUGUUUGUCACGGGUGGAGAAAGCAAAGCUGCACCUGGUGAAGUCACUGAUGUAACAGCACAGCAUCUCAUACGGUUUGAGCCCCAAAACCCACACACCACCAAGGAGAAGAAAUUGCUUAUCAGAAACUCUACCCACAUAGAACUUCCUUUCUACUGGCAGAAAAGGAAGCCUAAUCUGAAACCAUUAAUAUCAGAAGAAACUGCAGACUUUAUGAAGCUCAAAUGCAACCCAGACAUAGAAUCAGUCUUCUCCCUAAAUCCUGAGCAAGGAGUUUUGCUUCCACAUGCAGAUCAUGAAUUUACUCUCACUUACACUCCACAGGAGCUGAAGAGUUAUCACAGUGUGAUUCAGAUGGUACUGAGGGAUGUCCCAGAAACACCUUGCUCAGUAACAGAGAGGAUGCUUCAAAACAUCCCAGAAUGCAAAACAGAGGAUGUAAUAGCACUGGAAAUAGAAGUUAAGGGAUCCACAGAACCAUUUCAACUUCUCCUGGAGCCAUAUGUCAUUAUCAUCCCUGGAGAAAACUUCAUUGGUGUAACUGUCAGGAAAAGAUUUAAGAUGUGGAAUAACAGCAAAUCAUUGAUCAAGUACACAUGGGAGAAAAUCCUGUCCUGUGAAAUCAUGGAAGUUGAACCCCAUAUUGGCAUCAUAGAUGCAAGUUCAUGCUGUGAAUUUGAACUGACAGUUACUGGAAGCAAACCUGGGUGCAUCAGCCAUAACCUGCGGUGCAGGAUUGAACACUGUCCAGAGCCAGUCGUGCUGCACGUGGAGGCUGCUUUUAAGGGUCCACUUCUACAUAUUGAUGUUCCAUCGAUCCAGUUAGGUUUGGCUAAGCAGGGAGAGAGUGUCUCAAGAGCUUUUGAGAUUUUUAAUCUGAGUCGGCUGCCAGCACAGUGGAGAAUGCAGGAAAGUCAGGUUUGUCUGGCUGAAAGGAAUGAAGAGGUAUCUCCCUUCACCAUUCAACCAUCUGCUGGAGAAAUACCUCCUUUGGGGUCACGCAGUGUGUCGGUUCAGUUCUCAUCAUUGCUGUGCCAGCGUCUCCAGACAGUGUUAGAACUAGAGGUAGAAAAUGGAGAAGGAAGUCAUCUUCCUGUUUUUGUGGAAGUUCAGACUCCCCAAGCAUGCCUGCUAUCUAGUCAUCUAGUAUUCCCUGAAAUGUAUACUGGAGUUCCUGCCAAAGCAACCAGCAAACUUUUUAACCAGAAACUGCUGCCAGCAAGAUACUUAUGGGGAAAGCUCAUUGGAAGCCAGGCAGCUUUCUGCUCCAUUGCUGUCUCCCCAGCCAGUGGCACUUUAGGCCCAAAUGAGGAAAAAGAGUUCUGCAUAGAGCUGUCAGCUAAUAUCAUGGGUGAGCUGAAGGACCUUGCCCUUUCCUGUAGCAUAGAAGACAUGGCUGAGCCCCUCUUUCUGAGCAUUUCAGGAGAAGUGAAAGGACUGCAUGUCACUUACUCAGUACCUUGUGACAGUGGAGCUGCCAGUGAUGAAAGGCAGAUGUCUCAAAGCCCAGGGGAACUUCUCUUGGACUUUGGAUCAGAAGUGGCAGUCAAAGACACAGUGAAGCGUCAGCUAAUUCUUACCAACCACACUGGGAUCACUGCUCCCUUCAGACUGGAAGCUGAGUAUUUUACUGCCUGUUCUCUUGCUCCAGAACAAGGAAUCUGCCUCUCCUCAAGCUACAGGUCAAAAAGAAGAGGGCCUGUCACAAAACAGGCAGCCAGAAGAGCACAGUCAGAGUUUGCAGCAGCACUGCUGUCUCAUGGGAAGGGAGUAGCUUUCCAUAUACAACCUUCCACAGGAACUCUGAAAGCCUUCCAGCAGCUAAUCAUAGAAAUAACAGCUUACAACAACAUGUGGGGAGAGUACCAGGAUGAUCUUGUCUGUCAGGUGGGAGACUUACAAACUAAAUUAAUUCCUAUGCAAAUGACAGUGAAAGGCUGUCCAAUCUUCCUGCAGAUGACAGGACCAGAAACAGAGCAACCUAUAAUCAGGUUUGGCACUCAGGUCUCUGGAGCAUCUCCUGUGCUGCGGAGGAUCCAGCUCACCAACCCCACUCCCUUUGACAUUCGCCUGGACUGGGAAAUUUACAACCAAGAGCAAGAUGAUAAGAAGUUGGUGGACCUGUUGAUGUUCUGUGGAGACCCUUUUCCUCUUCAGGACAUGGACGAAAAUGAGACUACACCAACUGGUAGUGCCUUGGAGUCAGAGAUCUCUCCAGGCUCUGACAGCAAAGAGAAGGAAACCACCACUCAAGAACCUACAAUGCAGAAGAACAUCACUGUACUUAUUCGUCCUCAUGAAGGGGUUCUUGCAGACAACCCCUACUCCAUUACCCCAAGGCAGAUAGUGCUUCCAGGAGGUGGCAGCAUCUGCGUUUGCAUCUUCUUCACCCCACGCGUCCUGCCAGAGGGCGUGACUGAAGUGCAGUGUGAAGGGCUUGUGCUGGGCUUCAUGAGCCUGGAUGACAAGCUUGCACAGACAGUGCCCAACAAAGUGCAUCGCAGGCAUGGCUACGAAGCUCCGCCGUUACGCAUCUCCUUGCAAGCCUUCGUAGCACAAGCUCUGUUAAAAGUAGACAUGGAUCACGACAGAGGGAUGGUGUUUUACUCAGCAGCAAGUGACCUCAUACCAGAUCAGCCUCAGUCAGGAGUUUUGACAGAGUCAGUAAUGACUCAGAGUUUGAAACUCACCAAUUGCACUAAGGUUCCACUGUACUUCAGGCUCCUUCUGUCUACACCCUUCAGCCUGUCCAGCACCAAAACAUCUCACAGCAAGAAGGAAAACGAGCAGCAACCACAACUUGUACUUUAUCCACAGCAAAACAUGCUGGUGACAGUGUCAUUCCACACAACUCUGGAGUUACUUGUUAAUCAACAUCUGCCAGAUACCCAGCUGCUUCCUGGAUUCCAAGUGCUCCAGUCUGAGAAUGGAGAGAGAAAGCUGCAGUUUAAUCAAAAUCUGGUCAUUGAACAUAGUAACAGCACAUGCCAGCUGGUCCCAGUGACUGCUUACCUCACUGUUCCAGUUCUGGAGCUGUCUUGUGACACAGUUGACUUCAAGACCUGCUUUGUUGCACAGCCCAAGACUGAACAUGUCUUCCUGUGCAACAGGAGUGGCUGCAGAAGUUACUGGACUGCUUUGCUGGGUGACCAGAAAAGGAGGGAGAACCUGGAAGUAUUCUCUGUCUCCCCUCCUCAUGGUGUUUUGGAGGCACGCCAAGGGGACUCGCCUACUAAAGAGAUUUUGCAGAUCAGCUUUACUGCCAGGAGUGACACUGAAUACGAGACUGUGGUGAGCAUCAGCGGACUGCUGGGAGAGAGGCCCUGCAGGCUGCAGCUCAGAGGACGAGGCACAUACGAUGGGGCAGCAUGA